AUGUUUCCUGAUGGAAAAAUGGUGGCUGUGAAGAUUAGAAGGUCAUCAACAGAAGCAUGGAAAGAUUAUAUUUAUCACUUGCUUUCAAUUUUGGGAUCAAAGAUUCCCACCAACAGCUUUUAUGGUCUCCAGUACUAUCCAGAGGGGAUGUUAUUCCGAAAAAACUCUACCCUUUUAGCCAGGUGGCAAAUUAGUCAUUCAGUUGGCUCAGAGUCUGCUUACAAACACAUGGACACAGAGUGGAGUUCCUUUUAUCCAUCAGCAGCUUCAGCUAGAAAAUAGGGUGAAAAUAAAGGAAAAGAAAAUGAAAAUUUUCAAAGAGAAGAAUGGUUUGGGCGUAUGAUGAGAUUUAGAAAUGAUGCAAUUAUUAUUUUGAGUAUUAUAUGCCUUCAACUUCCAUUUGAAUUAGCAUAUGCACAUUUGUGUGAAAGCAUCGGAUCUGCUGUGUUAAAGUUUGGGCAGAUGAUGGUCAUAGUGAUGAUUGGCGUUGUGUGCAGCCUUUAGGCGAAUCAAACAGUGAUGAUCUUACCAUUAAGGUGUAGGAUGUGGAUAUUAUAAGUUCGCCAUCUGGUGAUGGCAAUGCAUCUUGGUGGAUGGUGCUUUGUAUAACUUGCUCCUCAAGAAGGAAAAAGCUCAUGAUAUGGACAUAAAUUCGAUGCAAUGGAGCUCUACUAAGCUGGUGUUCGAUAACAACUACGAGACUUCAAAAAUGCUGAAGGCCAUGCAGGAAAUGGAAAACAAAUAUGACGAACUUAUCAACAAUCUGAAAAAAGAUAUCAAAAACCUCCCUGAAGACAAACAUCCGUACGUGUAAUAUGUUUGUUUGUUUUAUAAUCUUUUGAUAUGUUGCGUUCAACUACUUCCAUUCCUAAAUUUCUAUAUAAGACCUAUCCAAAAAUCUCCUGUAUGUUAAAUAUAUCUUCAUCAAUAUAAUGGUAUGUUGCAGUACAUACCUGAAAGAACAAAAAAAAAUAUGAAUCAGAGCCAACGGGCGCACAUGAUUCCCAUCUAGUUAUGUAUAAUAUGUUAAAAGUUAAAAAAACAUAACUUUAUAAGUAG
Messenger RNA from Lactuca virosa, 1059 nucleotides. NCBI's taxonomy places the organism in Eukaryota, Viridiplantae, Streptophyta, Magnoliopsida, Asterales, Asteraceae. The record is from the annotation of a GenBank genome assembly.